GAGCUGCACUGGCUGCGCGUGGCUGAGCAGGAGUACUCUCUGCAGCACACCAGGGAGCAGGACUUUGAGAUGAACGGCCGAGCCCUUUGCAUCCUCACCAAGGGCGACUUCCCACUCCGCUCCCUGGGUUCAGCUGACGUUCUGUAUGAGUUGCUCCAGUACAUCAAGACCCAGCGGCAAGCUGUGGCAUGUGGGCCCUUUUUCGGAAGAGCUUUCAGGCAGAGGGGGCCCACUCAGCCCUUCCCCUGCUGCCUGGAAGACUGCCAGCUGCUGUGGGAUUACAAGUAUCAGCUGCUCUCUGACACCUGGUACCAGCCCUACAUCAAGUGGGAAGACAAUAAUGCCAAGAUCUUCUGAGUUGUGGAUCCAAAUGGGCUUGCCAGAUUCUGGGGAAACCACAAGAAGCAGGUGAACGUGACCUAUGAGAUGUCACAUGCCUUGCCCCAGCAUAAUCUGAACAUCUUUAAGAAGGAACCCGGGCAGAAACUCCUGUUCAGAUUUCUGAAGACACCCAGGAAGAUCAAUCAGGACAAGGGCAACAGCAGGGAGCUUCUGGAGAGCCAGGAGCAGGACAGAGUGGACUUUAAGGAGGAGAUGCUGGAAUUUUCAGUCCUUGGCGACUCUGAUCAUGACCCAGUAAAGAUCGCCCACGCCGCCCACAUCCUGGCUUCCUAUGCUCCUAUACCCAACGCGGACCGGAAUUUCUUCAGCGGGGUCCAGAGGUCUCCGCCCGCGGACGUGAGGGAGCUGGAGGAGCUACCGCCGCCUCAGCCCAGGGGCCUCUCGCGCCGACGCAGCACCCACCCGCUGACAAGAGAUUUGCGAGGAAGGGCGAGCGCCGAGCUCCUGCGGCUCCUGCGGCUCCUGCAGGGCCCGGCGGCGAGCGAGGCUGACGGCAGGGAUUCUCCAUACAGAGCAGCAGCCCUCGGAGUAGUCUAG
Messenger RNA from Lagenorhynchus albirostris (white-beaked dolphin), 939 nucleotides. RefSeq names its product ETS variant transcription factor 7 (gene ETV7). The record is from RefSeq and is a predicted model, not a curated record. Gene Ontology annotation, molecular function: DNA-binding transcription factor activity, RNA polymerase II-specific; sequence-specific DNA binding. Lineage: Eukaryota; Metazoa; Chordata; Mammalia; Artiodactyla; Delphinidae. Gene Ontology annotation, biological process: regulation of transcription by RNA polymerase II; cell differentiation. Gene Ontology annotation, cellular component: nucleus.